Molecule: messenger RNA, 501 nt
Organism: Verticillium dahliae VdLs.17
Lineage: Eukaryota; Fungi; Ascomycota; Sordariomycetes; Glomerellales; Plectosphaerellaceae
Exons: 3
Coding region: 1-501 (166 amino acids)
Source: RefSeq, a predicted model, not a curated record
AUGCUCACCCGCUGGAUGACCCUGCUCACGGCCGCCGUCGCCGGUCUGGCGACGGCCGGGCACGCGAUGGACAUCAGCCAGGACCUGAGCGAGGAGCUGGCCAUGGGAUGGAAGAUGGGCCUGCGGCCGCGGCAGAACGCGCAGAACCUGCAGUUCUUCGACGGCAAGGUGGGCGGCGCCGGAGCGCCUGGGCCCGACUUUGACACGGCGGCCGGCCGGGCGUGCGACAACCAGAAGAACGACUGCGCCAGGCUGGCGAACAGUGGCGGCGGAAACUUUCAGGUCAGCGAUUGUGACAAGCAGAACAACGACUGCAAGCAGGGCAUCAGCCAGGCGGCGCAGAAGAGCUUUGAUCAGAAUGCUGGCGGCGGCGGCGGUGGCGGCGGCAACAACAACAACAACAAUAAUGGCGGAAACAACAACAACAAUAACAGCCCGACGCAGCCUGAGAGGGCGUUGGUGAGCUCUGAUGCCAACUUUGACUACUUCUGCGAUGUUUGA